ACCAGUUCCAACCGGUUAGGGGAGGUACAAUAAUUGUGCGUGGUUGGUCGUCUACAGUGCGGUGAAUAGUGGUGUGCCUGCGAAGGAGCGCAUCGCUGCGUGAAAAAAAACUGUGGUGUGUGUUGUCUUCUUCGUGUGCACAAGGAACCCGUGCCUGAUCGUCGAGUGUGCGUGAAAUAUUUUUCGGGGGGCUUCACCGCGGCGCUGGAUAAAACGUGGAAAAUAGCCUGAUUUCUUUGAUGUCGGUGCAAGUUGAUGGGAUGAAGCAGCCGCUUACACCAUUUGGGACGCCAGUCAACGGCAGCAUGAAUGCGCUGUCGGAGCAGGCGGCACGUCUGCUCGAUUUCUCCCAGAAGCUCGACAUCAAUCUGCUGGACAGCGUCGUCUGCUGUAUGUACACAGGGGAAGGGCCGCAGCAACGGUUGGCCCAGGAGGUGCUGACGACUCUGAAGGAGCACCCAGAGGCGUGGACGCGGGUGGACACCAUCCUCGAGUUCUCCAAGAACCAGCAGACCAAGUACUAUGCGCUGCAGAUCCUUGAGAACGUUAUCAAGACGCGGUGGCGGGUUCUGCCGCGCAACCAGUGCGAGGGCAUCAAGAAGUACAUCGUGGGCCUCAUCAUCAAGACUUCGUCGGACCCCGAGAGCAUAGACCGCGAGCGUGUGUACCUCAACAAGCUCAACAUGAUCCUUGUGCAGAUUCUCAAGCGUGAAUGGCCGAAGAACUGGCCGUCGUUCAUCAGUGACAUCGUGGGGGCCAGCAAGACGAAUGAGAGCCUCUGUCAGAACAACAUGAUCAUCCUAAAGCUCCUUAGUGAGGAGGUGUUUGACUUCUCGAGUGGCCAGAUGACGCAGGCCAAGGCAAAGCAUCUCAAGGACACCAUGUGCAAUGAGUUCUCGCACAUAUUCCAGCUCUGCCAGUUUGUCAUGGAGAACUCUCAAAAUGCUCUUCUCGUCCAUGCCACGCUUGAAACACUUCUUCGGUUUCUCAACUGGAUUCCACUGGGUUACAUCUUUGAAACAAAGCUCAUCAGCACACUCAUCUACAAGUUCCUGAAUGUUCCGCUUUUCCGAAAUGUGACAUUGAAGUGUUUGACGGAAAUCAGCGGUGUGAAUGCGUCACACUACGACGAAAUGUUUGUCUUGCUCUUCACUCAAACCAUGGCACAGUUAGAACAGAUGUUGCCACCGGCAACGGUCAUCAAGGAGGCCUACUCCAACGGCCAGGACGACGAGCAGAAGUUCAUCCAGAACCUGAGCUUGUUCCUGUGUACCUAUCUCAAAGAACAUGGUGCGCUCAUCGAGAAGCGUGCCGACCUUCUCGAAGUUUUACAUGCUGCGCUGCAUUACCUGCUGCUCAUCUCGGAAGUGGAGGAAGUGGAGAUCUUCAAGAUCUGCCUGGAGUACUGGAACGCGUUGGCCUCCGACCUGUACCGGGAGAUCCCUUAUGGCCUCGCGACGGGUGCUCCGCUCUACGUGGGCGGUGAGCCUGCCAGACGAAGCCCCGGUUCACCCCAGUCUGCCCGGCGCCUUCUCUAUGGGCCCGUCCUUACCAAGUUGCGGUACAUCAUGAUUGGUCGUAUGGCAAAACCUGAAGAGGUCAUCGUCGUCGAGAACGAGCAAGGUGAAGUGGUGCGAGAGUUCAUGAAGGACACGGAUGCCAUCCAGUUGUACAAGAACAUGCGUGAAACACUUGUAUAUCUGACUCACUUGGACUACCUUGACACGGAGCGGAUCAUGACGGAGAAGCUGCACUUCCAGGUCAACGGCACGGAGUGGUCUUGGAAGAACCUCAACACUCUGUGCUGGGCCAUCGGCUCCAUCAGUGGCGCCAUGCACGAGGAAGACGAGAAGCGGUUCCUGGUGACGGUCAUCAAGGACCUGCUCGGCCUGUGCGAGCAAAAGCGUGGCAAGGACAACAAGGCCAUCAUUGCCUCCAACAUCAUGUACGUAGUGGGGCAGUACCCGCGAUUCCUCCGUGCCCACUGGAAGUUCCUCAAGACGGUCGUCAACAAGCUCUUUGAGUUCAUGCAUGAGACGCACGAGGGCGUGCAGGACAUGGCGUGCGACACGUUCAUCAAGAUAGCGCAGAAGUGCCGCCGCCACUUUGUCCAGGUGCAGGUGGGCGAGGCCGUGCCCUUCAUCGAGGAGAUCCUGGCCAACAUGAGCUCCAUCAUCUACGACCUGCAGCCCCAGCAGGUGCACACCUUCUGCGAGGCGGUCGGCUACAUGAUCUCGGCACAGGCCGACCAGUCGCAGCAGGAGCGCCUCGUCGACCGGUACAUGCUCCUCCCCAACCAGGUGUGGGACGACAUCAUCAAGCAGGCCAGCAAGAACGUCGACGUGCUGAAGGACCCAGAUGCCGUGCGGCAGCUCGGCAACAUCCUCAAGACCAACGUGAGGGCGUGCAAGGCCCUGGGUCACCCGUAUGUGACGCAGCUGGGCCGCAUCUACCUGGACAUGCUGAACGUGUACAAGGUGAUGAGCGAGAACAUCAGUGCGGCGGUGGCCUUGAACGGCGAGGGGGUCACCAAGCAGCCGCUGAUCCGCUCGAUGCGCACCGUAAAGAAGGAGACCCUGAAGCUCAUCGCUGGGUGGGUCUCGCGCACUAGCGACCCCAAGAUGGUGCUGGAGAACUUCAUCCCACCGCUGCUGGAUGCGGUGCUCCUGGACUACCAGCGGUGCACGGUGCCCGCGGCAAGAGAACCCGAGGUGCUCUCGGCGAUGUCGAUGAUCGUCCACCGGUUAGAGGGCUUCAUCACAUGCGAGAUUCCAAAGAUCUUCGAUGCGGUGUUUGAGUGCACGUUGAGCAUGAUCAACAAGGAUUUUGAAGAAUUUCCCGAGCAUAGGACAAACUUCUUCCUUCUACUCCAAGCUGUUGUUACUCACUGCUUCCCCGCACUUCUGAGCAUCCCCCCGGCACAGUUCAAGCUCGUCUUAGACUCUAUCAUCUGGGCUUUCAAGCACACCAUGAGGAAUGUGGCCGACGUCGGUCUGCAGAUCCUGUACCAGCUGCUUCAAAACAUUGGCCAAGAAGAAGUGGCAUCACAAAGCUUCUACCAGACGUACUACACAGACAUCAUGCAGCACCUGUUCUCGGUGGUGACGGACACAUCUCACACAGCUGGCCUGUCGAUGCAGGCAUCCAUCCUGGCCUACAUGUUCAGCAUAGUGGAGGCAAACAAGGUCACGGUGCCGCUCAACCCAACAAUGCAAGCCAACGGGAUCACCAACGUGGUCUACGUGCAGGACUUUGUGGCCAACCUUUUGAAGACGGCGUUCAGCCACCUCUCCGAUGCACAAGUGAAGAUUACUGUUCAAGGUUUCUUCAACCUCAACCAGGACAUCCAGGCUUUCAAGGAACAUCUGAGGGACUUCCUUGUCCAAAUAAGGGAGUACACUGGCGAGGACGACAGCGACCUGUUCCUCGAAGAGCGGGAAGCAGCACUGCGGCAGGCAGAGGAAGAGAAGCGCAAGAUCCGCAUGCUUGUCCCCGGAAUCCUCAACCCCCACGAGAUUCCCGAAGAGAUGCAGGACUGAGCCGCCAUUGUAUUUAUAUAGAGCUCUCGUUCUUUCCUUUCCUCUCCUUUCUGCACCGUCCCCCUCCUCGGCUCACAAGUUCCUGUUUCUGCUUCCUCUCCUCUUAUUACCCCAAGCAUCGGCCUACAGGGGGCAGCGCCGUUCCUUCCUCGCCAUCCUCCCAUGUUCCCCCUCCCCCCUGCCCUUUCACUGCAAAGCUGUCGCACAUGCCAAACAUCAUUGUUUCGUUCAUUUUUAUUUUUUGGCGUUUGCACACAGACUCUUUCUCUUUUGGCGCAGUACUCACUUUGGUUGAGGCUACUUGUGGUUCACUAGGCACUUUGCUUCCUAAAUUAUAUGUGUCCUCCUUUGUGUGUCAGACCGUGUGUGUGCGUCGUCGUUCCCCCAUCAUACCAUUUGCAGGCACGCACACAGACAAAGAAGAUGCAUUGUUUGAACUGUUGUGUGCUGUGUACGGUCGUGGCAACUGCAAGUGCUGAGAGUAGAACAUACCGCUGAUUUGGGAGCGAGCCCCCGACACCUUUCAAGCUUGACCAAGUCCGAAGUCGAGCAGGCCCCGUUCCCUCUGCCCAUACCUGUGAGCGCCCACAAUUGCUUGCGUUUUGCCCAGGCAAAACCUUCUUUCGCAUGCGUCCCUCUCACUUUCUCGGUAUGUUCUCUCAAAACACAUGCAAGGGUUUUAGCCUGUCUUUUUUAGAAGCUUGAUGCAAAGGACAGUUGGAACAUUGUGUCUGUUUAUAGCGUUGCAAACUGUGGGACUCUGAGAUCAGUAGGCAGUUCUAGGGAAUGUCGUCGUAGGAACCAAGUGGAGAAAAGAGCAGUCUCUCACCCUUUUAGGGUGGUUGUGGCAAGCGGAAGACGAUGCUGCCUUCGUUCUUUUUCUUUUUUUUUUAAACCAUCGGCGCCACAUUCGUCUGGCAAGGACGUCUGGCCUUUGUGUGUGGCUGUGUGUGCGUGGGUGCUGUGUGCGAGUGGUGGCGGUGUGUGGUUUGCGUGAGUGGAGUCCUCAACGUUUCGGCAACGGAGACUUUGAGGGAUCAUCGCCGCCGAUGGCGCCCACAGCCAUCCAAGCGCGCGCGACCACAUCUGCCUGGGAGGAGGAGGUGUGCAUCGUCGGCCAUGGGGCGUGAUACAAGCCUGAAGCUUGCUUCUUUGUACCUCUCUCUCUCUCUCUCUCCCUCUUGUUCUUUGUCUCUAUCAGUCUCCAUUUUUUUUGUCAAGAGUACCGGUUUCGCCACCUAUCCAACGUGGCCGGUACUGAAGUGCAUUUUUACAAUAUUGCCCUUGUGGGGCAGCGAUCUAUAUACUGACGUCUUUCUCUCGUCGUUUCCUUUCGUCCUAAAAGUGCUAGGUUGGCUGCAAAGUCUUUCGCUGUUGUUUGUGCAUCCCCACCCCCCUCUUUUCACUUGUCGGGCAUUUCAGAAGGUUUAUCGUGCGUCUCACUUUCUGUUCCUUUCUUCUCUCAGUUCUUCUCUCUUCUGUCGUGCGGGUUUCACCUAUUUAUUUUGGAACAACUUUUCGUUAAGUCUGUCGUUAAGAGUCAGCUGAAGUCAGUCACACAGCUCCGAUAUCUUCUUCUUUUGAUCGCGUAUCUGUAAAAAAAAGAAAAAUACUUUUUUUGUCUUGCAUCCUUCAAGCACACUACAGUCUGUGUCCGAAUUUAUAUAUAUAUAUUUUUUUGCUUUAAGUUUUUAUACAGCGACACCAUGGUUGUGCUGGUUUUACUAGUUAUGACUUCAGUGUUUUUCUGGUGGGAAGAACUUUGCGAAGCUCGAGGGAAACCUCACAAGGCGUGGAGAAGCUUUGCUAUCGCCAUCAAGACCUUUCUUUUGUCGGAAGAGCGCCAUUGAAGUGGCGACAUAUUGAAGAGCCUGGGUGCCAAGGACCCUUCAGCGGACGCUGCUUCAAGAGGACAGACUUGAGACAACGGAGCGAGCUUUACACGUUGGUCACCCCUUCAUGCGAAGCGGAUGAGAGAGAACGCCCGUGUGAAUGUGCGUGAAAACGAGGCGGCAUUGGGCGGAUUUUUUGCACAUGCCAUGCGUGUGUGUGCGUGUGCGUGCGUGUGCGUGCUUCACAUUUUUUUCCCCAUUUUUUUCCCCCUUCCCCUUCCGACGAUGACGGAACCUGUUUCAAAAAAGCAAAAGGAAAAAAACUGCUGGUGUGUGCGUGUUUCAAAUCCUCGAAGCGUGGUUGAUGUUGUGCAUUGGUGUGCUUGAUUGGACAGAUAACGAUCAUUUGUGAGAUUAAGCGUGGAUGUAUGUGUUGAAACAGUUUGUAUCUUAUGUUCUGUCGAAGGAUGCAUUUUUUUUUUCAUUUCGCUAUUGUAGAUGAUUGGAGAGCAAAGAUAAAAGGAAACAGUUGUUUUCUGAAGGAAUAAAUGAGUGUUUUUACAUAGUU
Dermacentor albipictus is the source of this 5939-nucleotide messenger RNA. It is a transcript of the gene emb, whose product is annotated as exportin-1 emb. The record is from RefSeq and is a predicted model, not a curated record. NCBI's taxonomy places the organism in Eukaryota, Metazoa, Arthropoda, Arachnida, Ixodida, Ixodidae. Gene Ontology annotation, cellular component: nucleus; cytoplasm. Gene Ontology annotation, biological process: protein export from nucleus; ribosomal small subunit export from nucleus; ribosomal large subunit export from nucleus. Gene Ontology annotation, molecular function: small GTPase binding; nuclear export signal receptor activity.